AUGCAAUACAAGAAAGCCAUUUUAACAACCGCUGUAGCUACCACAGCUUACGCUGCCUAUGCUCCAAGUGAGCCAUGGUCCACUUUAACACCAACCGCUACAUACAGUAACGGUGUUACCGACUACGCUUCUAGUUUCGGUAUCGCCGUCAACCCAAUUAGCACAAGCGCUGCUUCCGUUGCUAAGAGAGAUGCUAUUUCUCAAAUUGGCGAUGGCCAAAUUCAAGCUGCUACUAAGACUACAACCACUUUGAAGACUACUGCUGCUGCUGUCUCUCAAAUUGGUGAUGGUCAAAUUCAAGCUACUACUACCACAAAGAAGACCACUGCUGCUGCUGUCUCCCAAAUCGGUGAUGGUCAAAUUCAAGCUACUACUACCACAAAGAAGACCACUGCUGCUGCCGUCUCUCAAAUUGGUGACGGUCAAAUCCAAGCUACUACCAAGAUUACUGCCGCCGCUGCUUCUCAAAUCAAUGACGGUCAGGUCCAAGCAACCAACAGUGCUGCUGCCUCUCAAGAAAAUGACAGUGAAACUGCUUCUACAGACUCAGAUGAUCCAGUUACUGCUGUUUCCUGCAAGACUUCAGACACAUUAGCCAUGUCUUUAGACGGAAGUAUCUUAACUGAUGCCAAGGGCAGAAUCGGUUCUAUCGUUGCCAACAGACAAUUCCAAUUCGAUGGUCCACCACCACAAGCCGGUGCCAUCUACGCUGCUGGUUGGUCUAUCACCCCAGAAGGUAACUUAGCUAUUGGUGACAACGACGUCUUCUAUCAAUGUCUAUCCGGUACCUUCUACAACUUAUAUGAUGAAAGUAUUGGUGCUCAAUGUUCUCCAGUCCAUUUAGAAGUCAUCGACCUAAUCGACUGUUAA
Messenger RNA from Kazachstania africana CBS 2517, 870 nucleotides. RefSeq lists its product as uncharacterized. The record is from RefSeq and is a predicted model, not a curated record. The coding region runs from base 1 to 870 and encodes 289 amino acids. Gene Ontology annotation, molecular function: structural constituent of cell wall. Lineage: Eukaryota; Fungi; Ascomycota; Saccharomycetes; Saccharomycetales; Saccharomycetaceae. Gene Ontology annotation, cellular component: fungal-type cell wall. Gene Ontology annotation, biological process: fungal-type cell wall organization. The transcript has a single exon.